CUACGACCGAACCACCAUGAACAACGACAUCUCCCUCUUGAAGCUCGCCAAAACCUUGACCUUCUCGGAGGCGGUCAGGCCAGUCUGCUUGACCCCAAAUGACCUGGUUUUCUUCAACGAGAAGGCCACCGUCAUAGGCUGGGGCAAGAAACACGAGAAGGACAACUUUGGGACUUCUGUCUUGAACAAAGCCGAUGUCAGAGUGAUCCCUAUGAUGAGUUGCCGGAACGACUACAAAUUUUAUCCUGAAAUGAUUACUUCUAGAAUGUUCUGUGCCGCGGGGAAGAUCACUGACGGUUGCCAGGGUGACUCCGGAGGCCCCCUCGUGUGGAAAGACGGAGAGACCGACAGCUACGUGCAGAUCGGCGUGACCAGCUGGGGCAUCGGCUGCGGGAGGAAGGACUUUCCAGGCGUCUACGUGAAACUGAUCAAAUUUCUUGGAUGGAUUUACGACCGGACGAAGGACUCCGCUUUCUGUUCGUCUUACACGCCGACACCUGAUGUUGAAAUUUCUUCGAAUGGGAAGCAGAAAAACAAUAAAAAACGGGGGAAGAAGAGUAGGAAUGGUUCCGAAAGAAGGAGGAGGAGAAGGAAGAAGAAGGGGGGGGAUAGGUGGUGGAGAAGAGAAAAUGAGGGGAAAGGAAGAGGAAAUAGGAGAGGGAGUAGGAAGAAAAACAGUGGCGGAGAAGAGAGCGAAAGUGAAAGCAAAGAGGACGGUAGAGGAAGAACAGAGGCGAAAAGAGGAAGACGAAAACUGAGAAGGAGACAGAAACAGGAAGACCAAGAUGAUGAAAACGAUUCCAAAGAAAACGGAGAAAAUCGCAGGAGAAACUUGUAUAGAAAUCGGGGACCAAAUCUCGGUGGUAAAAAAAGAAACAAAAGAAAAAGCAAAAAUGGUAGAAUCAUGCAUAGUGAAAAAGCAAAUAACUUCAACGGGAAGAUAAGAUCGGGUUCAUUCAAAAAGAAUUUCCAAAAUGGAAAGUUAUUCGUUGGAUAAAAUCAUUAUUUCACCAAACUGUAUUUGCAGAAAUUAAUAAAAAUACAGAAAAAAUA
Penaeus vannamei (Pacific white shrimp) is the source of this 1053-nucleotide messenger RNA. Lineage: Eukaryota; Metazoa; Arthropoda; Malacostraca; Decapoda; Penaeidae. The record is from RefSeq and is a predicted model, not a curated record.